This is a messenger RNA of Solanum tuberosum (potato), 1890 nucleotides long. Its product is annotated as cysteine-rich receptor-like protein kinase 10. Gene Ontology annotation, cellular component: plasma membrane. NCBI's taxonomy places the organism in Eukaryota, Viridiplantae, Streptophyta, Magnoliopsida, Solanales, Solanaceae. Gene Ontology annotation, biological process: protein phosphorylation. Gene Ontology annotation, molecular function: protein serine/threonine kinase activity; ATP binding. The coding region runs from base 1 to 1890 and encodes 629 amino acids. The record is from RefSeq and is a predicted model, not a curated record. The transcript is spliced from 8 exons.
AUGGUUAUUCAGAAGUGGCUACUCUUUCUUUUUUUGCAUAUCCAUCUUUAUCAUACUCCCAUCCUAGCGCAGCUGUCCGAUUUAAAAUACGUUCAAUGUGGUGGCAAUGGUAACUAUACUGAAGAUAGUGCAUACAAGAACAAUCUAAACACCCUCCUCUAUUCCCUUUCCUUAAAUAUCGAUGAAUAUGGUUUCUACAAUGCUUCCAUUGGCCAAAACAGCAACAAGGUCAGUGCUAUUGUGCUGUGUAGAGGAGAUAUAGGGCUUGAUCGAUGUCGCUAUUGUGUCGAUAACAUUGGUCAAAGGCUUGUAGAGAUAUGUCCUAACCAAAAAGAAGCUAAUGCUGGCUAUGAUGAUGAGAAUGCCUCACAACCGGAGGAAUUUAACCAGGAUCUUGAAAAAUUAUUGGUCGAUUUGCGAGGCCAAGCUGCAAAUGGUGGUGAUCCCCGUCGAAAAUAUGCUAGUGGUAAUGCGACAGGUCCAGAUUUCCAGACUAUAUAUGCACUUGUGCAGUGCACUCCUAAUCUAUCUCCUCAGAAUUGCUUCGAUUGCUUGACUGGCGCUUAUGGGAAUAUGCCUAGCUGUCCCUGCAAGGGAAAGACUAGUGGCAGAAUAAUAGGACUUAGCUGCUAUUUCCGUUAUGAAACUUAUCGUUUCUUCACUGACGUUCCAUUUCAAGCUCCGCCACCUGCAGGGAAUCAUAAUAAAACAGCUCCAACAGGGAAUGAUGGUAAAACAGCUCCAAUCAUAAGGAAGGAUGAUAAGAAAACUCGACUACCCAUUAUUAUUAUUAUCAUAAUUGUGUCAACUAUUACAGUUAUUACUCUUACUGUAUGCAUUUUUGUCAUCAUAAUGAAGAAGCAAAAGAGGAAGCUGGUGAACAAAAUUCAGAGUACACUCGGGGAUGAUAUUAGCACUGCAGAAUCCUUGCAAUAUGAAUUUUCUACCAUCAGAGCAGCGACAAAUAACUUCUCAAAUGAUACUAAACUGGGAGAGGGCGGAUUUGGUCCUGUGUACAAGGGUACACUUCAAAAUGGACAAGAUGUAGCAGUGAAAAGAUUGUCAGCAGAUUCAGGCCAAGGUGAACUAGAAUUCAAAAAUGAGGUUCUGUUGGUUGCCAGGCUUCAACACAGGAAUUUGGUUAGGUUGAAGGGAUUUUGUCUAGAUGGAACAGAGAGACUUCUUGUCUACGAAUUUGUUCCCAAUGUAAGCCUUGACAAAUUUUUAUUUGAUCAAGCUAAACGUAGGCAAUUGGAUUGGGGAAGGCGAUCAACAAUCAUUGGAGGUGUUGCUAAGGGAAUUCUUUACCUUCAUGAGGAUUCUAGACUUCGCAUCAUUCAUCGUGAUCUCAAAGCAAGUAAUGUUCUGCUUGAUGCAGAAAUGAAUCCUAAAAUUUCAGACUUUGGCAUGGCAAAGCUAUUUAAAUUGGAUGAAACUCAUGGCAACACAGACAGAGUUGUUGGGACCUUUGGUUAUAUGGCGCCAGAGUAUCUACAUGGGCAAUUUUCAGUCAAAUCUGAUGUUUUUAGCUUUGGAGUACUAGUCCUUGAAAUUGUAAGUGGCCAAAGAAACAAUUGUUUCAGAAAUGGAGAAUCUACGGAAUGCCUUUUGAGCUAUGCUUGGUCGAAUUGGCGUGAAGGAACAUAUUCAAAUUUGAUCGACCACAUGUUGAAGGAAAGCUCAGGACCAGAUCGUGACAUAGUGAGAUACAUCCACAUAGCUUUAUUGUGCGUUCAAAAAGACGUUGCAAAUAGACCAACCAUGGGUGCAGUUGUUCUCAUGCUCAAUACUCACUCUUCAAGUCUUCCACUUAUUGAAGAAUCCAAUUCAAGAAUGGCAGAGUCAAGUAAACUAGCCAAAAGUAAAUCAAUUUGUUCAUCAAUUGGAUAA